This is a messenger RNA of Canis lupus familiaris (dog), 2535 nucleotides long. It is a transcript of the gene PDHX, whose product is annotated as pyruvate dehydrogenase complex component X. Gene Ontology annotation, biological process: pyruvate decarboxylation to acetyl-CoA. The record is from RefSeq and is a predicted model, not a curated record. The coding region runs from base 284 to 1756 and encodes 490 amino acids. The transcript has 13 exons. Gene Ontology annotation, cellular component: pyruvate dehydrogenase complex; mitochondrion. Gene Ontology annotation, molecular function: acyltransferase activity. NCBI's taxonomy places the organism in Eukaryota, Metazoa, Chordata, Mammalia, Carnivora, Canidae.
UAAAUGGUGUGUAUUGGCAGCAUUUUCAUAAACAAUGACCUAUGCCCUGUACUUAGCACCAUCUGUGAAUUAGGAAGUGGACCCUCAUCAGCCACCGCACCACAUCUGCCAGCAUCAUGAUCUUAUACUUCCCAGCCUCCAGAACUUGAGAAGACCGGUAUUGGAAGCUGAAACCUCUUCUGUCGUGUUUGGUUUCUCACACUUAGAGGAAGUAGUUCUACACCAUUGGCUACCGACAGUUCUGGCCAGCCUCCUUCCAGAUGCACCAUUGGAUACUAAGUGUAUGAAAGAAUCAGCAAACUCCUUAAACAAAAUGGAAGGAAUGAAUGUCAACUCCAUGAAGGAAGGGGUUUUGCCUGUUUUUAUUCACUUUUGCUAUCUCCAACCUCUGGAAGAACACCCAACACCUGCUGAUCCCAUUAAGAUACUGAUGCCAUCACUGUCUCCUACGAUGGAAGAAGGAAACAUUGUAAAAUGGCUGAAAAAGGAAGGUGAAGCUGUGAGUACUGGAGAUGCCUUAUGUGAAAUAGAGACUGACAAAGCUGUGGUUACCUUAGAUGCAAGUGAUGAUGGCAUCUUGGCCAAAAUAGUGGUUGAAGAAGGAUCUAAAAAUAUACGGCUAGGUUCACUAAUUGGUUUGCUAGUUGAAGAAGGAGAAGAUUGGAAACAUGUUGAAAUCCCCAAAGAUGAAGGUCCUCCAUCACCAGCUUCAAAACCAUCAGUGCCUUCCCCCUCACCCGAACCACAGAUUUCUACUCCUGUCAAAAAGGAACACAUACUGGGAAAACUGCAGUUCCGUUUAAGUCCAGCUGCCCGUAAUAUUCUGGAAAAACACGCCCUGGAUGCUAGCCAGGGCACAGCCACUGGCCCUCGGGGUAUAUUCACUAAAGAGGAUGCUCUCAAACUGGUGCAGUUGAAAGAAACCGGCAAGAUUACUGAAUCCAGACCCACUCCAGCCCCUCCAGCCACUCCCACAGUGCCUCUGCCCCCACAGGCCACAGCCACACCACCUUACUCACGGCCAAUGAUCCCACCAGUGUCAACUCCUGGACAACCUAAUGUACCGGGCACAUUCACUGAAAUCCCUGCUAGCAAUAUUCGAAGAGUUAUUGCCAAGAGGUUAACUGAAUCUAAGAGUACUGUGCCGCAUGCAUAUGCUACUGCUGACUGUGACCUCGGAGCUGUUUUAAAAGCUAGACAAAGUCUGGUCAAAGAUGACAUUAAAGUAUCAGUGAAUGAUUUUAUAAUCAAGGCAGCAGCUGUUACUCUUAAACAAAUGCCAGAUGUUAAUGUAAGCUGGGAUGGAGAGGGCCCCAAGCAACUGCCCUUUAUUGACAUUUCAGUGGCUGUGGCAACAGAUAAAGGUUUAAUUACACCAAUCAUAAAAGAUGCUGCUGCUAAGGGUAUACAGGAAAUUGCUGACUCUGUAAAGGCUCUAUCAAAGAAAGCAAGAGAUGGGAAACUGUUACCUGAAGAAUACCAAGGAGGAUCUUUUAGUAUUUCCAAUUUGGGCAUGUUUGGCAUCGACGAGUUUACUGCAGUGAUCAACCCUCCUCAGGCCUGCAUUCUGGCUGUUGGGAGAUUCCGACCUGUGCUCAAGCUUGAGCAGGAUGAAGAGGGGAAUGACAGGCUGCAGCAGCGCCAGCUUAUAACAGUCACAAUGUCAAGUGACAGUCGAGUGGUGGACGAUGAACUGGCUACCAGGUUUCUUGAAAAUUUUAAGGCAAACCUGGAGAAUCCUAUCCGACUGGCCUAGUCCUCCAAAAUAAGAAGUUGGCUUUGGCUUAGUUAAUUGUAUAGCUGUUACCAGAAUCUACACUGUAGGAAAACAAUUAGGCAUAUAAGCGUGAUGUGGGUGAGUUGUUUAUUUAUUUAAAAAAGGUGAAUGAGUUUGGCCCAGAUUGUCUUCAUUUUCAGUUUGGGUUUAAUGGUGUAGAAAUAAAUAAACUGUGACUAAUAAAAAAGAACAUUUGGUUAGUCAGAUCCAUUUUUAACCUCUGGUGCUGUACUAAAGUGGAAUUAAACUUGAUGUAAAUUAAAUGUUUGGCUCAUUUGAGCAUUUUAGACAAUAUGAGAAUGUAUAAUAAAUUAUAAAGUCAAAAAAUUGUUAGAACUAAUUAUGUUGAAGUUAGAAGUGAUCUUCAGAGAGAAGCCCAUUAAUUUAAGCAGUGGGACCUCACUUUUUAUAAGCCCUGCUGUAGAUAUACUUGAACAAUUUAAUAUAUGUACAGUUUAUUCUGGAUAAUAGUAAGUAAGGAUCACAUUGUAUUAGGGGUUAUGGCAACAUUAUUGAAUUUUUUAUGUAUAUAAAGCCAUAGGUCUUAGAGUGGUUUCUAUCAAUCUUAUUUUUCACUUCUAUGACACUGUGAACUUCUAAAGAAGAAUUAAAAAGUCAAAAAUAAGAGCAAGAGAGAGACCAAAAAAUUUGUUUCAGUAAUAAACUAUAGUUAAGAUAUCUAAACUUUCUGAAAUAAACUAUUCAUCUUCGUAUUAAGUUGGAAUAUAUUAAAAUAAAUUAUGCUAUUUCCUACCAAA